Linnemannia hyalina is the source of this 2322-nucleotide messenger RNA. Lineage: Eukaryota; Fungi; Mortierellomycota; Mortierellomycetes; Mortierellales; Mortierellaceae. The record is from the annotation of a GenBank genome assembly.
AUGGGUCAGGAAACUAUCAGCACCCACACGCUAAAGAACGACGCAAUGACCACAAUCAUUGCUCGCACAACAACUAUCGUCUCUGAACACGAGGAGGUCGUUCCCGAAGGCCAAGGAGUUGUCGAGGGCAUCAAGAAGACCCUUCGCGACUAUUGGUUUCCUGCUUCCCAUGGUUCUGACGAGGAGGACGAUGCUGAACACCAACACCACCAUCGCGGACACCCUAACGGUCAACAUCAACAUCACUACCAUGCCGCGACCCCUUCCCUCUUUGGGUCCAACAGUGUGAUGCGCCGUGCGCACGACUAUUGGAAAUCCCUGACUAAGGAUGCCGAAGAGACCGCCAAGGAGAUGGUAAUCAAAGCUAAGGAGGCCAGGGAUGAAGCCGCCAAGGAGGCCAAGUGGGCCAUGUUUGGGUACAAGAAGGAGGCUCGCGAGGCAUACGAGGCCGCUGAGGAAAAGUACCGUGAGGCUCUAGCAGCUGCCGAAAAAGUCCACGAGGAUGCGAUUGAGAAGGCCCGCUCCCGUUGGUUCCAGCAAGCCGAAUGCACAGAAAAGGAGGUUGGCGAGGAGGCCAAGGAUGCAGUGGAAGAGUUGACGCACAAGAAGUGGGACCGGUUCAAGGCAGCGGUGGAUUCCUUGGCUUUUAACCCUCCCAAGUAUGCCUGUUCUCCUAGUUCACAGUAUUGGUUCUCGCGACAGAACCCUGCAGCUGACUCUGGCUGGGAUUGUCGUGAGAUCUGGGAUCAUUCGAACCAGGACGAUCAUGGACACAGCAUCCUCAAGUCGUUGCCAAAGAAGGAGUUGUCGCUUGACAAGGUCCAUGGAACCCUGACUAGUCUGUUGGCUCAGGCCGGACUCAAGGCCAAGAACUCGCCCUCGGCCACGUCAUUCGAGGCAAGUUUGAAGUCUGUCAAGGAUGGCUAUCAGGCGUUGUUGGACCGUGUGGCUCGCAACGAAAAGGGCGCCGUGGAGGAGCUUGAUUCAGUCGUCGAAAAGGUCAAGGUCAAGCUGAACGAGGCCAAAUACUUCGAGGAGCAGACCGACUCCUGGUUGACGUCACAGUGGAAUGCCGUCAUCGACAAUGCCGGUGAUGCUAAGGACCAGUACGAGCGCGUCUUCAAGAACUCGCUCAAGAGCGUCAAAAAGACUCGUAACGACAUCUACAGCUCGUUGUCUAACGGCCUUUUUAAGUCGAUCCAGCACGCUCGUAAUAACAUCAAGGACGCCGUCCGCCUCACUAAGGACGAAAUCGACAAGUCUAGGCUACACAAGGCCCUCCAGGAUGCUUCUUUGGGAUUCAGCAACGCCUUGAAGGAGGCCGAGACCAAGAUCAAGGCCGCUCCCAAGCAUGCCUACGACAACGCCAUCGAAUCGUUCAACAGGGAUACCGCCCAAGUCAAGGCUAAGCUGGAGCAUGCCGCCGAGGCAGCUCGCAAGUCUGGAUCGUCCAUCUCGCACCACGCAUCCAAGUCUGUCUCGUCAGCCGUUCACGGUGCCAAAAAAUCGGCGAACUCAAUCAAGGACAAGGCAUCGUCCAAGUAUGACCGUGCCACAGCUUCCGCUAGCUCGAUCUGGGGAUCUGCCACCAACACUCCCUUUGCGCCGUUGAUCAAGGCCCAGGACUCUUAUAACCAGCUAUUGGGCGAUGCCAAGACGAACCUCUUUGGCCACCAUGAUGCUAGUGGGCAUCACGAUGCCAACUCGUUGUAUGGAGCAUUGACGGCAUUGUAUCUAUUGUAUUUGGCUCGCAAAAUCUGGUUGCGUCGGAAUGCUUUCAAGGCCUGGAAGGCGUCCCAUGGCGAUCUGCACUUGACUCAUCGUGGAGCCAACGGUCGCCGCGACAGCCACAGCUCCGAGUCGUCGCACGAACACCAUGAGCAUCACCACGAGCACCAAGAGCAUCAUGAACACCAUGACAAGCAUGGCAAGCUCAAACAUCACGAUGAUGAUCACCGCGCUGUCCACAGCCACAAGAACGGUCACCGCGGCAAACACGGCCACACCAACUCAUUCGGGGCCAUCCUAACAAAGUACACCUCCCUGUUCCCCAUCACCAUGAUCCUCCUCACCGUUCUCGACUUGGCUGGCUUCUCCCGUGUAGGUCUCCACACCUUGUUCGCAGGUCUGAUCACAUCCCAAUUGCUUCAAUGUGGGUUCUUCAACAACCUCUUGGAGCAGCUGGGUAUUCUCGACAGAUCCCUUGGCGAGGGUGUUUCAAAGCGGGCCGUCAGUGACAUGGCCCAUUGGUUCUCCUGGACCGUUUUUGGUCUUGCCGCUGCUGCCAAUGCCAUCAAGGCCCUUCACGAUGGUCAGCACUAA